AUGGCCACCGAAAUAGAUUACGGCAACCCGUUUGACUGUGUUGAGGUUUCCCGGGCGAGAUAUAAGCAGCUAAGAGACCGUCAAUUGAGGCGACGUCGGGUCAUUUUACGACAUCUUCUGAGGAACAGUUCAUUCUCAUUGAGGUUAGAGAACAGCAAUCAAAUCAGUCUUACUCUGUCAGAUUUACUUGGCUACCGCAAACCUUCCUACCUACAGUUUGACGAAGACGUUUGUAGGAAGCGGGCGAUUCUACCAAUUAUUUCUCGUUUAAAAUGCCCAGUGCUUAGUCUUAAGCUUCGUCGUGCAAUACAGUCUUUCCUAGGCGAAUCCGGCACAUUAAAUCAAGAUAAUAAACAAAUCAUACAACAGUGGGAUAAAUUCAGCCUUGAAGUUGUUGGCGACAAAUUAAGACAAACACUGGCAUCUUGUAUAUCAACAAAUACAAACAGUAAUAUAGGAGAUAAAGCUUCAAAUGACGACAAUGUUGUUGGUAAAACAGGAGAUUCUAAUUGUGAUUUGGUCGUCAGAACAUUUACUGGUUCAGCUGCUUUUCUUAAAGGAACUCAAAGUGCUAAUCCACAUAAUGAUUACUGUCAACAUUUUGUGGAUACUGGUGAACGACCACAAAAUUUUAUACGUGAUACCGGUCUGAGAAAUCGAUUUGAAGAAUAUCCUAAAUUACGUGAGUUAAUUCGAUUAAAAGAUCAGUACAUUCAGUCAAAGGCUACACCUCCUAUGUAUUUGUGCGCUGACUUACGAACAUUUGAUUUAAAUGAGCUAGACUCAAAAUUCGAUGUUAUUCUGAUUGAACCUCCUUUAGAAGAGUAUCAUCGAAUGAAUGGUGCUGUAUUUGAUCAAUAUUGGAGUUGGGAUGAGAUUGAACGUUUAGAAAUUGAACAAAUCGCUGCUCCACGUGCAUUUGUUUGGAUAUGGUGUGGGUCAGGUGAAGGUUUGGAUGCUGCUCGAAAAUGCUUACGUAAAUGGGGUUUUCGUCGUUGUGAAGAUAUAUGUUGGAUCAAAACAAAUAUCAACAAUCCAGGACAUGAAGCUCUUGAACCGAAUUGUGUUUUUCAACGUACAAAAGAACAUUGCUUAAUGGGUAUACACGGAACUGUUAGACGUUCCACUGAUGGAGAUUUUAUUCAUGCUAAUAUAGACAUUGAUCUGAUCAUUGAAGAAGCUCCUCCACAAGGCAGUUAUGCUGCCAAAGAUAAACCAACCGAAAUUUUUCACAUUAUUGAACAUUUUUGUCUUGGAAGACGAAGAUUACAUUUAUUCGGUAGAGAUAGCACAUUAAGACCCGGUUGGGUGACAGUAGGUAAUGAACUGUCUGCAUCGAAUUAUGACCCGCGUAUAUAUGCUAAUAAUUUUAAUAAAGACCCUAAUGGAUUGUUGCUGGGAACAACUGAAGAAAUUGAGCGAUUACGGCCGAAAUCUCCGCCACCACGUCAUACAAACCCGAAUACUGCAACAGGUGCUCCCAACACAAUUUCUUCGCUUUCAGAAGUUAUACCUGGUCCUGUUUGUCCUAAUCCCGCUUUGCCUACUGGACAUAUACCUCAUUCAAUAGCUUCGACAUGUUCUGUUAGUAAUUCUGUUGUAUCGAAUAUCACUUCCAUUCCUGGCAUUUCUGGCCACCCUAUACGAAGAUUUAAUGCUACAAAUGUAAUUAAACCUGUCAAUUCUAUUGGGUCAUUAACUAAUUCUUCACUUCUGGGCUUACCAUCAGUUUUACAAAGUGUAACUAGUCGAAUUGGUCCCAAUACGAGGCUUAAUACGCGUACACCGAUUAAUGCAUUGUCAACUUCUAAUUCUCCACGAGCACUUGCUGCAUUACAGGUUGCUGCAGCCGCUCAUCAAAGCUCUAUUCAUCAUUCACAUGAUUCUCCUCUAUGGUCAACUCCAAAUAAUUUUGCCGUUGCGUUAGCUGCUGCAGCAGCAACUCAUAAUUUACCUCUUGCCUCAGCAUUGAAUUCCUUAAAUUCAAGGACUCCUAUUUCUGAUUCACAUUUACUUCCUGGACUUACCAGCGCUAAUAAACUGAAUCCAACUCUGUUAGCAAUGUUAAAUUCUUCAAAUCCCGUUGGACCAGUAGGUCUAUCAUUACUGAGUAGUAUUAUUCGAAGUAAUGUUUCUGGAAAGCAUCCUAAUAAUCCAUGGCAUUGA
Molecule: messenger RNA, 2166 nt
Organism: Schistosoma mattheei
Lineage: Eukaryota; Metazoa; Platyhelminthes; Trematoda; Strigeidida; Schistosomatidae
Source: the annotation of a GenBank genome assembly